This is a messenger RNA of Lactuca sativa (garden lettuce), 2265 nucleotides long. RefSeq names its product protein FAR1-RELATED SEQUENCE 5. Gene Ontology annotation, molecular function: zinc ion binding. Lineage: Eukaryota; Viridiplantae; Streptophyta; Magnoliopsida; Asterales; Asteraceae. The record is from RefSeq and is a predicted model, not a curated record.
AUGGCGAGCUCAUCCGUCUACAACUUCCUAGGCGCAACGACAACGAAAGCGGCAACUAAGUCCACGUUGGUGUUGAAGGCGGAGGCGAAAAGAGCUACUGGAGUUCAAAUCACGAAGCACGAGUUCAUAAAUUUAUCCAAGGAGGAUCUGUGGGUAGAUUGGCAAUCGACAAUGGUAGAGGUGGCCGAUGAAGAGAGGAGGAAGCAAUUAUACGUUUUCAUUCCAUUAAUCGUGAAGUUUUGCAUCUGUGUUUCAGUUUUCUACUUCUUUAUCAGCUUCCGAUUUGAUCAGUUUCGCAUCUGUGUUUCAGUUUUCUACUUCGUUUUGAGUUUCCGAUUUGAUCAGAUCAUUUGGUGUAUUAUGUCGAAUUAUAGUGUUAUUGAUGGUGAUUUGUGUUCUUCUAUGAGUGAGAGUGAAGAAGAUGUUGAGAACUCAUUUUUUGAAGGUACAAGUGGUGUUAGGAGGAAACGAAACUCAAAUUCAAGAGCUAUUGGUUGUCAAGCAAAGAUUAUAUUUGAAUCUGUGUAUGGAACUCCAGAUUAUAAAGUUUUUCAGUUUGAUGAACUUCACAACCAUCCACUUGAGAAGAGAAGCGAUUUAAAAAAGGCGAGACAAAUGUCAUAUUCAGAAAAAGAGUUUAUUGUGCGUGCUUCCACAUCAAAAAUAGGUCCAACUAUGGCUCAUAAGUUGAGGGCAAGUCUGAGAGGUGGGUAUGAGUUUGUAAAGCCCAAAGUAGUUGACUAUAAAAAUUUAAGGAGAGAUAUCAACAGGGUUAUUGGUUAUAAAGAUGCCCAAAUGAUAGUAAACACAAUGAAUGACCGUCGAGCUCACUAUCCAAAUUACUCAUUUGAGUUUAAUUGUCAAGAUGAUGUUUUGGACUGUAUGUUUUGGGCUGAUGAAAUGGAGAAGGCAUAUUAUGCUGAAUUUGGUGAUGUUAUCUCGUUUGAUGCGACUUUCCGAACAAACAAGUAUCGAAUGGUUUUUGUUCUGUUUACUGCUAUUGACCAUCAUAAAAAAUCGGUUACUGUUGGAUCUGGGUUGCUAAGCAAUGAAAGCCUUGAGUCUUACUCUUGGUUGCUUAAAGCAUUUCUUAAAACUCAUGGGAAAGAACCAACGCUUGUUUUAACUGAUCAAGAUGCUGCAAUAAAACAAGCUGUUGAGAAUGUGUUUCAUAAUUCAAAGCACCGAUUAUGUAUGUGGCAUAUAAUGAAAAAGUUGAAAAAAAAGAUAUCAGAUGAUUUAUUUACAAACACAGACUUUAGAAAAAGGUUUUCGAAGCUUGUUUGGGACAUUAAUAUGAAACUUGAUGUUUUUAAGGUGAAGUGGGGUUUGCUUACGAAGGAAUUCAAUCUUGAAGACACAAGAUGGUUUAAAGACAUGUUUACAAUACGUGAUUCAUGGAUACCUGGAUAUUUUAGUGAUAUUCCAAUGUGUGGUUUGAUGAAGACUACAUCGAGGUCAGAGAGUAUGAAUUCAUUCUUUAAUACAUAUUCAGAAAGUGGGAACUUACUUUUGAAUUUCAUGAUGAAUUACGACACUGCCAUUCAAAAGCAAAGGAAUACUCAACGAGAGCUUGAUAAGGCAUCAAAGAAAGCAUCAUAUAAAAUGCAAACACCUCGAGAAAUAGAACUGCAAGCAUCAAAGGUUGAAAUAAAAGCUGAAGAGAAAGAAAUAAAUUGCAGUUGUGAACAUUUUAAGUGUAUGGGUGUUUUAUGCAGACAUGCUUUUACAAUAAUGAUGAGAUGUGGUGUUAAAGAAAUUCCUGAAAGCUACAUUUUGAAGAGAUGGAGAAAGGAUGUGAUAUCAAGAAAUUAUCGUUUUAGUUCUGUUCAAUCCGAUUCAGGUGAUUGUGAAAAUGUAAAGCUAGUCAAUGAUUCAUAUUAUAGUUUUGAAUCAUGUUUGGAUAUUGUAAGAGAUGACAAAAAGAGAUUGGCUUUGUUUGCUGAGAAACAACAAAUGUUGUUGAAGGAAUUUGAGAGUGAUUAUAUUUCUCCUGGAUUGAAAAGCAAGACAAAUGGUGAAGUCGUAUGCAAGCUUUUGGGUGUUACUAUUCCUAUUCCAGAAGAGAUUAAUAUUCAUGUUCCUGAAGUUCAAAGCAACAAAGGUUCUGGAAUCAAUAAAAGAAUUCCAAGUGCAGGUGAAGUAGCAUAUGAAAAUUCUAAAAAAGAACAUAGAAUGUGUUCAGGAUGUGGAAAGCGAGUUCCACACAAUUUACGUACUUGUCCAGAAAGAGUUGGAGCUGCUAAAUCAGCAAAAGACAGUUAG